CAAUCGAGGUUAAAGGUGAUGGCUGGAUUAGAUCAAGAAGCGUUACAGGAACUCCAACAAAAUCAGUCACAAAAUCCUAUCGAAAUGCCAGACUUUUCUUCUACAAUAGCAAAUUAUUUAACGAAAGGUUCAAAUGACAAGCCACCCAGCAAGAAAAAUUGA
Molecule: messenger RNA, 162 nt
Organism: Acaulospora morrowiae
Lineage: Eukaryota; Fungi; Glomeromycota; Glomeromycetes; Diversisporales; Acaulosporaceae
Source: the annotation of a GenBank genome assembly